AAAGGUCACCCACAACAUGAUUGCAAGCCCAACUUACAAGCUGAAAAAGAUGGCCUGCUGAGAUGAGAAUAUGACAAAGUGUACAGUCGGAACAGUGUGCGCCCUUGUUCCAUGUCCCACCUUCAAAAGCGCACUAACAUCCUCUCUGAUUGGUGUGGCCGAGGCGACGCGUGGGGCGGCAUCUCUGCAAAACCCAUUCUCUCUAUCUUCCCAAACAAUAAUUAAUACAAAAUAUUCCAUAAGUGAUCAAAACAACACUUCGAUCUUAGCCGAAAAGGCCGAUGAAUUAUUCCAUAAUAAUAAUAAAAGGCUCAGAAGAGCAAAAACACCUCAUAAUUACUGGUAGACAAUAAAAUAUAUAUUAUCCAUCCGACAAAGCCUCAGCCUUCAGGACAGUGUAAUUGGAUAGAUUUUAUUCCGUUUCUUGAUAUUCGUCAAUCCUCCGUUUACAAGCACUACUUCGUAGCUUUACUUCUCCAAAACCAUCUCAAUUGACGAACUGGGUCGUUAACGGUUUUGGAUUAGUGCACCAGAUUCUAGAGCCAAAUAUCUGUUUGACUCGUUAGACCCCAAAGGUUUCACUUCUGGGCGAUAUCAUGGAUUCCCCGCAAUCUGUUGUGUCACCAUUCAAGAACUCCCUCGUAGCCGAGACUGAGAAGGAUAAAUCCGACUUCUUCCGACGGAGCCCUGGCUCCUUGUCAAAGGGAAUUGAGGUCAGCAGCGAGGAAGCUGCGGUGUGUAACAUGGAGGACUUCAUUGGUAUUCUUGAGGUUUACGUACACCAGGCUAGGGACAUCCACAACAUCUGUAUUUACCACAAGCAAGAUGUUUAUGCGAAGCUUUGCCUGACUAGUGAUCCUGAAAACACAGUCUCCACCAAGAUCAUUAAUGGUGGUGGGAGGAAUCCGGUCUUCAACGAUAAUGUUCAUCUCAACGUCCGGACAAUAGAUUCCUCGCUCAAAUGUGAGAUAUGGAUGUUGAGCAGGGUGAGGAAUUAUCUUGAGGAUCAGUUGCUGGGGUUUGCGUUGGUGCCAUUAUCUGAAGUCUUUAUGAAGAACUGGAAGUUGGAAAAAGAAUUCUCUCUAUCUUCAACUGAUCUGUUCCAUUCCCCAGCAGGGUUUGUUCAGUUGUCUCUUUCCUAUAACGGGGCUUCGCCCGAAGUAAUGGCUAUUCCUGCAAUGCCAACUGCUUUGGCCACAAAUGCAACUGUUCAGGAUACAGAAAUAUCCGAGGCUGUGCCAAGUGAUUUAGAUAAGAUUGAGUUCCCUGAUCCUAAGAUUGUGAACGAAGAUCAGUUGAUGGUUUCCGAGUAUAUUGGGUUGCCAUGUAACAGUGUGGAUUCUCAUAGCUCUGAUAGUUUGACUGCUUCUGAUGCUGAAAAUAAUCUUAGUUCGGAAGAGGGUGUUCAUGUUGUAGAAAACAUCUCAACUGGUUCAGCUGAUUCCAUCCAACGUACGAAUGUCGACUCUCCUCUGAGCAGUGUGUCAACUAAUGGAGUUUCUUCUCCUUCAAACCCUGCUUGCUUGGAGCCUUCUGAUGUUCCGGAAGCAUCAAAAUCCUCGAAUCUGGAAGGUGUUUCGGCCCCGAAAGAGAAUAUUGGGGAUGUUAAAGAUGGUGAGAGUGAAUCCUCUGGUGGGGUGCCAAGCGAUGCACUGACAAAGCCUGCUGUCACGGUUAACGUUGAGACAGAACAGAAGGUGGUGCAGCAGGACAUAGUGGACAUGUACAUGAAAAGCAUGCAGCAGUUUACUGAAUCAUUGGCAAAGAUGAAGCUGCCUCUGGACAUUGACAAUGAUGGACCAACCAACUCAGGGAGUUCAAGCUCUGAUCCGAAAUUACAGGCAUCAAAGAGUACUGGUUCCCGUGUGUUUUAUGGGAGUAGGGCUUUCUUCUGAGCUUCUGUUAACUUGGUACAGGGGAAGACAUGUCUAAGACAAGUGACUUUAGAUUUAGAACAGUGAUGGAAACAUAAUAAUGUGAUCUAGCGUGAUGUUUUCCAUUGUAUGUUGGGAUGGUUUUAGAUGACAGGAAAUCAUGACACUUUUGUACCAGCCACAAGCUUUGUUUUAUCGCAAUUGCUGCUAUUUUAUAUAUCCAAGUGUUCUGACGUUUUUUUCU
Messenger RNA from Juglans regia (Persian walnut), 2118 nucleotides. RefSeq lists its product as uncharacterized. The transcript has 2 exons. Bases 597 to 1895 code for a protein of 432 amino acids. Lineage: Eukaryota; Viridiplantae; Streptophyta; Magnoliopsida; Fagales; Juglandaceae. The record is from RefSeq and is a predicted model, not a curated record.